This is a messenger RNA of Cryptomeria japonica (Japanese cedar), 1143 nucleotides long. Its product is annotated as nod factor hydrolase protein 1-like. Gene Ontology annotation, biological process: carbohydrate metabolic process; chitin catabolic process. Bases 1 to 1143 code for a protein of 380 amino acids. The transcript is spliced from 2 exons. Gene Ontology annotation, molecular function: chitin binding; chitinase activity. The record is from RefSeq and is a predicted model, not a curated record. Gene Ontology annotation, cellular component: extracellular region. Lineage: Eukaryota; Viridiplantae; Streptophyta; Pinopsida; Cupressales; Cupressaceae.
AUGAAGAACUCGCAAUACAUGAUGCCAAUUGUAUUUCUGGCAGCAUGUUUACUCUUCUGUUCAGCAGAGGUAGCAAGUUGUGCUUCAUCAAAUGUUAAGGCUGCGUAUUGGCCGUCUUAUACGGUCUCAUUCAUGCCUCCCGCCUCCAUCAACACAGCUCUCUACUCUCACAUCUUCUACGCCUUUGCAGAUAUGAAUGACCAAACAUUCCAGGUGGAGGAGCAGGAAACGAUGGGCGAAUUCACCACAACAGUGCAGCAGAAAAAUCCAAUCGUAAAAACGCUCAUCUCCAUCGGAGGCGGGGGAUCCAACUCGACUGCCUUUGCUCUCAUGGCAAGCAGUCAGAUUCGGCGUGCAGUCUUUAUAAAAUCAGCCAUCGCCCUAGCCAGACGCCACGCUUUCCACGGCAUCGACCUCGAUUGGGAGUUUCCCAGCAACACUAGGGAAAUGGAGAAUUUGGGCAAAUUGUUCUCCGAGUGGAGGCACAGCAUAAAUUUGGAGAGCAGAUCGUCGGGCAGGCCUCCUCUUCUCCUGACCGCAGCCGUGUAUUUUGCGCAGAUAUUUUUCUUAUGGGGUGAGCUCAGAAGCUACCCGGCGGCUUCCAUUGCCAAAAACCUCGACUGGGUAAAUGUGAUGGCCUUUGAUUAUCACGGUUCAGGGGACACUUCAGCCACGGGAGCCCCCGCAGCGCUUUAUGACCGCACCUCCAACGUUUCCACCAGCUAUGGGAUUUCAUCUUGGGUGGACUCCGGACUACCACAGGAAAAAAUUGUAAUGGGGAUGCCGCUUUACGGGAAAUCGUGGGUGCUCAAGUCGCAAAACCAGACGGGCAUAGGAGCUCCCGCUGUGGCGGCUGGUCCCAAGCAAAAUCUCAGCGACGAAAGUGGUACUAUGUUCUUCUCGGAGAUCACAGACUUCAUACGGGACAACCAUGCGACCGAGGUGUUUGAUAUGGAAAGUGGCUCAGCUUACUGCUACGUCGGAGAGUUAUGGGUGGGUUAUGAUAACCAGGACUCGGUUGCUGCCAAGGUUAGAUUCGCUAAGCAAAAGAGCCUUUUGGGAUACUUCUUCUGGGCCAUUAGCCAAGACAGUAAUUGGAUAUUGUCCACCACAGCUUCUCAGUCGUGGGACAAGUAUUCUUGA